UUGUAUAAAUAAAAUAAAAACAAAAAAAAUUAAAAAGCACGAAACUAAAGAGAGCAGUAUCACUUAGAGCGUCUCCAACAAAUCCCUAAUUGCAACAAUGCCGGAAUCACCCGGCGGCGGAGACGCCGGCGCUCCACCGCAGACGACGGAGACUGAGAAUCGCAAAACCGACCAAACCGCCGCGGAUCCUCCGGUCCUCUCAAAGAACGCGCGGAAGAAGCUGGCAAAGCAACAGAGGUUUGAGGCGAAGAAGGCGGAGAAGAAAGCCGCGGCGAAGGAGCAGAAGCGAAGAGACGUAGAGAGAAAGCGCAAGGAGUGGGAAGAGAGCCUCGCCGGGGUCUCCGAAGAGGAGAAAGCGAAGCUGAUAGAGUCUCGAAGGAACCUCCGCAAGGAGAGAAUGGAAAAGAGGUCACAGGAGAAAGAGGACAAAAGAGAGAGACUCACCGUAGCGAGAGAAAAAGGCCAGAACGUCGUCGUCGAUCUCCAGUUCUCUCACCUCAUGAACCCUAACGAAAUCCACAGCCUCGUGCAGCAGAUUAUGUACUGUUAUGCGGUGAAUGGGAGGUGUGCUUCCCCUGCGCAUCUUUGGCUCACCGGCUGCGAAGGGGAAAUGGAUAGCGGGUUGAAGCGGAUUCCGGGGUUUGAUAAGUGGAUAAUUGAGAAGGAGAAUAGGUCCUACAUUGAAGCCUUGAGUGAUCGUAAGGAGGAUUUGGUUUAUCUCACCGCGGAUUCGGAGACUGUACUUGAGGAGCUUGAUUUGAACAAGGUUUAUGUUAUUGGCGGGUUGGUGGAUAGGAACCGGUGGAAGGGGAUAACGUUGAAGAAAGCAGAGGAGCAAGGUAUCCCAACGGCUAAACUCCCCAUAGGAAAUUUCAUGAAGAUGUCUAGUUCUCAGGUUCUCACUGUGAAUCAAGUGGUAGAAAUACUACUCAAGUAUUUGGAGACAAGGGAUUGGAGAACAUCUUUCUUUGCUGUUAUCCCUCAACGGAAAAGAUGUCAAUCCGAUUCAGAAGGGAACGCAGAAGAUACAGUAGAGGGAGAGGAAGAACGUGAACAAAAUGAUGAUAUAACUGCAAAUAAAAAGAUAUGCGCUGAGGAGGUCCCUUCUAACUGUUAGAAUUGUCUCUGGCUCAAAGUUUUCCUACAAACCUGUUGAUCUUCUCCUGGCCAUUGCAUGGAUGUGUACAACUGGAAGGCUAACACAUCAAGACAGAAGUUUCAAAUCAGAGCUUCAUAUGCAACAUUAAUACAGACAUAGGGAAUUGGCAUUUUUUUUAUAUGCUUGGUAUGUAACAAUCUGUAAUAGGAUGGAAUCACUCUUUUUGAUUGUUGCUCCUCGGGUUUUGGAUUCAUUUACAAUUAUUCUUAAUUUUAAUUUUACAUUCAUUUUCGUUUCUA
This is a messenger RNA of Glycine soja, 1398 nucleotides long. Its product is annotated as tRNA methyltransferase 10 homolog A-like. NCBI's taxonomy places the organism in Eukaryota, Viridiplantae, Streptophyta, Magnoliopsida, Fabales, Fabaceae. Gene Ontology annotation, biological process: tRNA N1-guanine methylation. Gene Ontology annotation, molecular function: tRNA binding. Gene Ontology annotation, cellular component: nucleus. Bases 98 to 1117 code for a protein of 339 amino acids. The transcript is spliced from 3 exons. The record is from RefSeq and is a predicted model, not a curated record.